AAUUUCAGUUCAUUGUUUUUGAGGGUUUGAGUGCCAGACAACAAAGGAUCUGCAUUUACGAGGAUUUCCCCACACAAAUAUAUACGCAUAUAGAGAUAUACUAUAUACAGUAGAAGCCGACUUGAGAAGCGGGGUCAAACAACGUUAACCAGACGGUCAAGUGAAAGUUUUGUGAACUUGUCGCCUUUCAACAGCUCAAGCGACCAGACGCAGGCACGCCAAGAGCUCCAUCAACAUCAGCAGCAUGAACAAACGGAAUUUUAUUCGUCUGCCGCCAGAAGUGAAUCGUUUGCUUUAUGUGAGAAAUUUACCAUAUAAGAUCACAUCCGAUGAGAUGUACGAUAUAUUUGGUAAAUUCGGAGCCAUACGACAGAUACGCGUGGGAAACACACCGGAAACGCGAGGCACGGCCUUUGUUGUCUACGAGGAUAUAUUCGAUGCCAAAAAUGCCUGCGAUCAUUUAUCUGGCUUCAAUGUGUGCAAUCGUUAUCUGGUUGUACUCUAUUAUCAAUCGAAUAAGGCCUUCAAGCGUGUAGACAUGGACAAGAAACAGGAGGAGCUCAACAACAUAAAGGCCAAAUAUAAUCUAAAGACGCCAGAGGCUCCCUAGGAGGGCGCCGUCUACUCCUCCUCCGCCUCCUUUUUUUGGGUCGGGGCAAUCGUAUCAUCCAACCAACUGCAACUA
Molecule: messenger RNA, 685 nt
Organism: Drosophila willistoni
Lineage: Eukaryota; Metazoa; Arthropoda; Insecta; Diptera; Drosophilidae
Gene: Sf3b6
Product: splicing factor 3B subunit 6
Exons: 3
Coding region: 245-610 (121 amino acids)
Cellular component (GO): ribonucleoprotein complex; nucleus; cytoplasm
Molecular function (GO): mRNA binding
Source: RefSeq, a predicted model, not a curated record